UGAACCACUGAGGAAUAUAGAAAGAGAUACCCCCUAUCAAAGGUAGCUUUGAUGUCUAAGAGAUCAAAGGUAGCUAAGCAAAGAUGAAAUAACUAUUCACUCCAUGAAAAACAAAAACUUGUAUAGGAGAGAUGUAAUUACAGCUCACUACUUGGGACAUCAAAGAACAAUAUUUCUAUCAUCAUAGAAAUGCAAACUCUGAAGUUGGACUGAACCCUAAAUGGUGACACAACUAUCUGGGAGGGUGCGGAGGAGGGAUGAGGAUAUGGAUGUAGCGUCAUCAAUUCUGUUGCCUUACGGUAACAGUAGGUCCGUGGAUAGAGCCCAUGCGGGGUAUCUCGUAGCAGGAUUCGCUUGAGGCAGAGAGACCCUAACUGAUUUGAAGUUCUCCAAAGGCAAUUACCCCCAGUUUCUGCAUGCCCCAUCAUUUAUCAUUAGCUGCUGUGUUUCAAUUAAGGAGUCUCGUUAGCCUGCUGGUUUGUAUCCAUCGUGGGGCCCUAGGAACAGUUCUGGCAGCUUGAAAGGCAGACUCGAUUUUAAACAAAGUCUCCCACAGCUCUUCUCUUUUGAGGGAGUUUUGGUUUUUGUUAGUGCCGGAUGUCAGAGUGAAUAACAUCCAAUUUCAAUCCAAAGGCAGACUCGGCUCUCUGGGUUUGAAAGACAUAUGCCACGUGUAGGCAGAGGAGCUCUGAAAAGACGCGGGCUGCAAUUCGAUUUUCAGAGAGAACAUUUGCCUUUAUCUACCUUGCUUUCUGGGCAGACACCAUUUUACUUUCCGGCUGGGGGCGAUGCAGAGUGAGUCUGAGAGCCUUCUGCAGAGGUCAGGGGGCUGACGCCUGUCAAGGGGAAACGUGAAACAGUCCAUUCCCCCUUCCGUUCUUCUCCAGCUUGUAACUAUACUUGGAUCAUAUGUACACUUGCUUAUGCAUCCAUUUCCUCAGGUCCCCAUCUCUUUCCAGUCAUGUGAAUUGCAUAUCAGGGCAUGGGGAAGAGCUAUCUAAAAAUAAACCAUCAAGGACCUACUCUUCACCCGGCGCUAGAACAUUCUUUUCCUCGGUGAGGUCUGGUCAAGCUCUGCCUCUCACUGCCAUGUCCUCUUGCUUAUUUCUCUUAAAAAUAAUAGCAAAAAUUAAUAUGUAUGGGGCACUUACUUCCCUACUAUGUGUCAGGUUCUGUAAUAAGUGGUUUAUAUCCAUCAUCUCAUCUAAUUUUUAUGGCUAUCCACUAAGGAGGAUUCUUACAGAUGAAGGAUUCAAAGAUCAGAAACGCUAAGUAAUUUGCUCACCUGGUUUUUCAGCCUCCAAAGCCGAGCUCUUAGCCUCCAGGACAUAUCGCUUUCCAAUUCUGCCUCUAGUCACCGAAGUGUAGACUUGUGCACUCUUUUGAUUCUCCUCACCUUUGCCCUAGGAGAAUUCAAGACGUGAAGUCAAACAGCCAGGGCUACUUGAAGAGUGAGGGAGAUGGGCCUCUGUUCUUUGUUUCCACCAGCAGGUGGCAUAGUCACCCCAGUAGAACUUCCCACGGAGCCAUUUGAAUGUCUUCCUUCCAUUUCUGAGGAGACACCUUCAGCCCAACUGGACCGUCAAACCAUUCCUUUCUUUCCGGUUGGGUUUGCCUUAUCUUGUUCAGUGAAGACAAUCGACGAGGACAAAUGGUGUGGAGUUAUAGAGGUCCUUACUUCUUCAGAUCAUACCUACCAUGUUAACUACCAUAAUUUGGAGAUAAUUUAAAAUCCUAGACACCCAGUGUUCUUCAAACCACAUUGUUCAGAGCACCACUUAAUGAGGAAAUCCAACUGUAAAACAAAGUCAACCUUCCUUUACACAGCUUCAAGGUCACGGUCAUGGCCAGCCCUACGACCCUCCAGUGAUUUUAGAGAACUGUAACUUCUGCAGCCGCCAUGCAGGGUUGAAUUCAAAUCCUGGCUCUACCUCUAUCAUCUUGAGCUCUUGACCUCUCUGUGCCUGGAUUGCCUCCGCUGUCAAGGUUAUAGUACCUUCUCCAGCGGGUUGUGGCAAUAACUACCUGAGGCUAAUACAAUAAAAGCAUCUGAGAAGGCCCUGGCACGUGGUAAUACUCAAUAAGUGUUAGCUCUUAUUAAGCACCGCUCUGCCAAAUUCCAAGGACUCCCACCAUGAUAGAAAAGGAUCUUUUGGUAAGUAGAGUUUGGUUAGCUCUUUUGAGGUGUUUACAUACUUUGCUGGACUUGCUUCCAUUUCCUCCGUAUAGUAGCCAGUUUCUAUUUCAAAAGAUGAUAAUGUUCUUAUAAAGUCAUUUGGAAAUUGUCCAAGAGAGGCAUAUUUAAACAAAAUUUGCCUUAUGCAGAGGUGGUCAGAACAGGGUCACUUGCCUUGAAUCAUACUGGCCUUCCUCUCAACCUACGCCAACCACCCAGGGAUGCCCACGUUCGUCUCAUCUCUCUGGGAUGCUUUCCCUCCAAGCAAGUUCUGGCAAGAAAUGGUGCUGCCCAUUGAGACUUUUCCUGGGAGGGUCAGUCACUGUGCCCAGGCACUGUGCUGGAUGGAGCUGGCAUUACGGGGCCUGAAGAGGGAACUCGUGCUGCCUCUGCCCAAUGCCAGACUCCAAGCAGGCACAGCCCAUCAGGCUCCAAGGUUAAUUCCCAAAUGCCGGUCAGUGUUUGACUUUCCAUAUAAGAUUAGAUUAAACAUUUGGGUUCAUAAAAGCCUAGGAUUGCCGGCUGCAUCUAGCAAGGGCUUAAUUGGCUGCGAGUUGAGAGUGCCCAGCCCACUGAGAUUUAUGCACAAUCCUAAGAGCUCGACAAGACCAACAAGAAGGUUCAGAUCAGCCUAGCUUUUAGCAAGGAAUUUCCCACUGCCCACACACUGCCUCGCAGAAGGGCAAGAUGCCCACUUUAUCCAAUUUGACACAGACCCUGGAAGAUGUCUUCAAAAAGAUUUUUAUUACCUAUAUGAACAAUUGGCGCAGGAACACGACAGCUGAGCAAGAGGCCCUGCAAGCUAAAGUGGACGCUGAGAAUUUCUACUAUGUCAUCUUGUACCUUAUGGUGAUGAUUGGAAUGUUCUCUUUCAUCAUUGUAGCCAUCCUGGUGAGCACGGUGAAAUCCAAGCGACGAGAACACUCCAACGACCCCUACCACCAGUACAUCGUAGAGGACUGGCAAGAGAAAUACAGGAGUCAAAUUUUGAAUCUAGAGGAACCAAAGGCCACCAUCCACAAGAACAUUAGUGCAACCGAGUUCCAGAUGUCGCCUUGAUAAGCAAGAGAGCCAUAAAGCCAACCUGUGACAUCCAGGCACGAAGGGAUGCCCGUGCCAUGGAGCAAAUUCAAAUUGUCAUUGCUCAGAAGACAUUAAGUUCCUUGGUCUUUGUUGAGAAUUUCCAUGGAGAUCAUGUGGUUGGUCAAUUAAGACAGAUGACAUUUCAAUCUCAGUGAUUCGUGCUUCUCGGCAGAGCAAAAUAUUUGAUGCCGAAGACCUCUUUUACUUUCUGUACAAUGUAAACGUCAUUUUAAUCAAUGUCAACAGUGAAAAUAAAGCCAAAUUUGAAGUAAAGUGCCUGGGCAGUGGCAGUGAGGGUAGAAAGGAGAGAUUAACAAAUCACUGGACGUUCUUUCUCAUGAAACGUUAUUUUGUCUGUGACUAAUUCAAUUUAUAAAUAACCCAGAUGUAUUACCCAGAAGCUGAGGUUCAAAAAUCUAUCACUUGCUACUGGAUUGACACAGGAGCAUUUCUUUAUUAAUUCAUGAAUGUAUAUUUUGAAAUGAUGAAUGAACAGAAUCAUGGGGUUACUUUAUGUGUAUUGUUUUCCUGGCAUUUAGUUUAUCUGGAAGUCCGAAGAUAGGACAAACAUUUCACAAGGGAAAAUAGUCCACACCAGAGAUGCAGAAUCUUUAAGAACUACCCAGUGCAACAGAAACAUAUUUUUAAACGAAUACUUAAAGUUUUAGAGAAAAUUAACUUUUAAAAGUUCUCAUUAUUUUAGAAAAAAUAUGAAGUUGUAACAUUACUUUAUAAACAACCUAUUCUUUUCACUCAAUUUAUUUUCUAUUUACAAUUACUUAUUUCCACUUAUGUUUUGAGAGACGAAAGGUAUAGAAAGUGUCUAAAUUGCUGAUGUCUGUUGAAAAGCUAGACAGUAUCUUCUUAAUAUUUUGCACCUUGGGGUUCACGAUAUCAUAGGAUGUCAGGGGGGCACCUCAUAUUCUCAUCAUAUCAUUUCAUUUAUAAAUGAGGAAUCAGCAGUCCACAGAUUAGGUGCCUUCAUUCAUUAAUUCGAUAAGCAACAUUUAACAUUUGUCUACUUGGGUCACUGGCCUAGACCCCAGAAAUCUAGAGAUGAACGAGACUCCCUGAGCUGGAGGAACACACUGAGUAGAGAGGGAGUCCUAUACAUAAACACCAUGAUGACAUAACGUGACAAGGUUAUGAGAGAGAUCAACACAAAGUGGGCAGAACUAUUGCAGGGAAACGAGGGGAGGCCUAAGGUGGGUCAUGGUCUACUCAGCAGCUGAGAGUAGGAAGUCAAUGCAAGACAGGGGUAUGUGGCUAUAGCUUCGUGCCUCCUAGCUGACCCUUUUCUCUUCCCCCAUGUCCUCAUCUGCUCAGACAAGGCAGAGCAACCGUGAGCAGGGCCUCAAGUCUUAGGGCACUAAGACAAAAUUCAAAAUUGGAGCCCUUCUUCAAGGCAUGCUUGUAGGACAUCUUACAUCGACUACAGGCUUUAUCUGUUGAGAGUUGAGAGAUUUACAGUAUCUGUUUCCUAAAAACAAACGUGCAAUUAUACUAACACAAGCCUUAAAUACAGCGUUAGGGAAAGUCAUUCAUAUUCCAAGAGCAGAUAUGGCAAGAGUGGCUUCCUUAGAUCAGAAACCCAGAAAUGCGGUUCCACAGGGAAAAUUCAUCCCAGUGCGCCCCGAGCAGCAAUCCAGGCUAAAAAAUCCAGGCCUUGGGUUGGAUCCCAGACAGGGAUCCGAGGUUUCCACCAGCUGACAAAGACUGUCUUCUUGACCAAACUUAGUCACGCUCCUCUGAGCACUCUUCUCCACUAGGCCUCAACCUUGGCCUAUAAAAACUGCAG
Molecule: messenger RNA, 5057 nt
Organism: Equus caballus (horse)
Lineage: Eukaryota; Metazoa; Chordata; Mammalia; Perissodactyla; Equidae
Gene: KCNE2
Product: potassium voltage-gated channel subfamily E regulatory subunit 2
Biological process (GO): regulation of ventricular cardiac muscle cell membrane repolarization; potassium ion export across plasma membrane; regulation of heart rate by cardiac conduction
Cellular component (GO): membrane
Molecular function (GO): transmembrane transporter binding; voltage-gated potassium channel activity involved in ventricular cardiac muscle cell action potential repolarization; potassium channel regulator activity
Source: RefSeq, a predicted model, not a curated record